AUCAAUCGUACGAACAUUGCAAAGGACAUGAAAAACCAAGACCACAUCAACGCCAAGUUUAAACAAAUAGUAUCCCUCCACGUCUUCACCUUAAAUCCAUUUUACGGGACUCAACUUCCUUAACCUCCGACACUUUACCACACCCUAUCAUUUCCCCCGCUUCCCUCCUCUUCACCGGCGAGUACCGUACGUCCCCCACAUCGUGUGGAGCCAAAAUAUAUAAAUACUAAAUAAAUAAUAAUCGGAUGAAAAAUUCCGUUGCGUGACUCGGGCUCCAUUCAGAGUCACACCUCCGAGUUCAGACCGACUCAGUCCAAAAACAAAAAGAAGAGAGUGAGAAAAAGAUAGACGGUGAUGAGAGGCGGUUUACCGAUUAACCGUCGAGCGGUUUUCAAGUUACGUCAAGUUGGGUUCGCGACGCUUGGAUGGGUUAAGAUCAAGAUCCUUCUUUGCGCUUGCGUCGCGUUAACUCUACUCGCAGUCGCUAACCGAAACCGCGACGGUUCUUCUUCGUUGAUGGGAUGGACCGGUGACGUUGCUUCGCUCGAUCUCUCUUCUUCACCACGGGGAAGAUAUGCAAUUGUAAUGAAUACUUGGAAAAGAUAUGAUCUGUUGAGGAAGUCGAUUUCACACUAUGCGACAUGUCCUAGGCUUGAUUCUAUACAUAUUGUAUGGAGUGAGCCUGAUCCUCCAUCGGAUUCUCUUAAAAGAUUUCUUAACUAUCUUUUACAGUUGAACUCUAGAAAGGGUCAGCAAGUUGAGUUGAUAUUUGAUAUCAAUAAGGAAGAUAGCUUGAACAACAGAUUUAAAGAAAUUAAGGAUUUGAAGACGGAUGCUAUUUUUUCGAUUGAUGAUGAUGUUAUAUUUCCUUGCUCUUCGGUUGAAUUUGCUUUCACUGUUUGGCAAAGUGCCCCAGAUACAAUGGUGGGAUAUGUUCCCCGUAUGCAUUGGCUAGAUCAAAAGAAAGGCAAGGAUAAAUACAUAUAUGGUGGAUGGUGGUCUGUUUGGUGGACUGGUAGUUACAGCAUGAUACUCUCAAAGGCUGCCUUCCUCCACAAAAAGUAUCUCAAACUUUACACUGAUGAGAUGCCUGCAUCAAUUAAAGAAUACAUAACCACGAACAGGAAUUGUGAAGAUAUUGCAAUGUCUUUUCUUGUUGCAAAUGCUACAGGUGCUCCUCCUAUAUGGGUUAAAGGUAAAAUAUUUGAGAUUGGUUCAACUGGCAUCAGCAGCUUGGGAGGGCAUAGUGAAAGAAGAACUGAAUGUAUUAACAAGUUUGUCGCCGAGUUCGGGCGAAUGCCCUUAGUACCGACUUCUAUGAAGGCCGUUGACAGCCGCAAUGCUUGGUUUUGGUGAUGCUGGAGAUUCCACUGCAUUUCGAUUUCAAAUUUUCCACUCUUUUGGCUCAAUCAGCAGUUGAAAUUAUUCCAACUCAUCUUUUUUUUCUCCAGCUGUAUAAUAUAGGAAAUUUUAUGUAGCUUAUAUGUUUUGAGGAUAGAGCUGUUUUGCCCUGUGCCUCUUGUAGCCUGAUCUUCUAGUAUUCUUACCACGUAUAACAGCACGGUAUUCGGCAUCUGAGAUUUCUACUUGUUCUGUUUUAUAAGAUUAAUGCCUUGGAAUCAUGUUGUAGUAACGGAUUCAUAUCCAGUCUCUUGGUUCCGAAGAUCUUAUGAAAUGUUCUUUUCCCAUUCA
Molecule: messenger RNA, 1692 nt
Organism: Durio zibethinus
Lineage: Eukaryota; Viridiplantae; Streptophyta; Magnoliopsida; Malvales; Malvaceae
Product: glycosylinositol phosphorylceramide mannosyl transferase 1-like
Cellular component (GO): membrane
Molecular function (GO): glycosyltransferase activity
Source: RefSeq, a predicted model, not a curated record